AGUUCUAACGACGACGCUAGGUACUCAGGACGACGCCGCGAGCACCACUGUUGACUCCGCGAACGUCGCAGAACCUCUUCAUUUUCUCUCGUCCAUUUGACGAGUGUGACAUCUAUAAGGCUGUUAUCGAAACCGAAAGUGGUGGGGACUAACCUACGAAACAGACUUGAGCCGGUGACAGUUUUACGUUGUGAGUGAAAAACUUUCGCCAAAAAUUAUUUAACUUCAAGUGAUUUCUUCUUGGUGACAUCGAAGAUGUACCCGUUCUUGAUCUACCAGGCGUUCUUCUACAUAUUUUGCCUCCUCUGGACCGAUACAGCCGAGCAGGUGGUGAAAAGAGGUGUUCAACCAUCUGGGCGCAGAAUCGGGUACAAUUCCUUGGAUGGGCCCCAGACGUCGCCGAUGCCUGAGAUGACGCUACCUCCAAGAAAAUUUGAUCCUCAAUUCGACUUAACAACUCCGAAAAAUGUCACUGCCCUCGUUGGAAAAUCGGCCUAUUUAAGCUGUCGCGUUCGAAAUAUCGGAAAUAAAACCGUAUCUUGGAUUCGUCACAGAGAUAUUCAUAUUUUAACGGUUGGAAGUUACACUUAUACGAGCGAUCAACGUUUCCAAGCGAAUCACCAUCCCGAAACCGACGACUGGACCCUACAAGUGAAAUGGGCGCAGAAAAGGGAUGCCGGAAUCUACGAAUGCCAAAUCAGCACCCAACCAGUAAAGAGUUACUUCGUCACUCUGACCGUCGUCGGUUUUUCAGAAUACGGAGACUACAAUGAAACAAUGGAACCGAACGAUGAGGUGUUUAGUAAAAGAGUACCGACUGCGGCCAUCCUGGGCGGACCUGAUUUGCACGUUGAUAAAGGAAGCACGAUAAACUUGACGUGCGCGAUCCGGUUCAGCCCUGAGCCGCCUGCGUACAUUUUCUGGUACCAUCACGACGAUAUUUUCUUGAGUAUUUAUUAUAAGUCUGAAACGAACUUCGUGAUCAGUUAUGAUUCAAGUCGCGGUGGCGUGAGCGUUAUAACAGAAAAAGGUGACAUCACGACAAGUUUCCUGCUAAUUCAGCACGCGGACAUCGCGGAUUCGGGCAAAUAUUCCUGCAGUCCUUCGAACGCAGACGUAGCCAGCGUAAGAGUGCACGUGCUCAAUGGGGAACAUCCUGCGGCAAUGCAGACUGGUUCCGCUGGCCUCCCAAACACUUCUGUCACCGUUCUCGCCCUCAUCUUCAUCAUGGUGAGCACAAGGUAGCCAGUAGGUUCAGCAUUCGACGCGUAAACGCCAUCCAACGGCGAUUUACGUAUGCAGGGAAUUUAGGCAACUGGGACACACUUCAAAAAUAAAAAGAAAAAAUAUCCUUCCGGAAAAAACACUCGAAACCAGUCAUAUCUUUUCAUCAAAAAUGAAACUUUUAAGCAACUCUUAUUAAGCCCCAAAACAAAAACGUUAAAAGUUACUUAAAAGUUUCACAUUUUAAAUCCUAAUAAACUUCAUCAAAAUCAAAAAUCAAAAAAAAACAAAAAAAAAAGAUUUCCUGGGGUUUAAUAUUGGAUUUGAACACCGUCGAAAAAGGCUUCAACAAAUUGUUAAUCGCGCCCUCUUUCAACGGUGUUCUAACUCGCUUUGGCUAUUUCAACUUAUUCAGUUCGAGUCUAAAACGGUAACUAGCGUGUAAUUCCCCCCAUCUAUUAGCAAAUCGCUCUCCCCUCGAGAAAACGACUUAUAACGCCUCCUCGCGGCGAAAGUGUAAACUACUUUCGCACACAAGAUGGCGCUAAUCCAAAAAUAUGUAUUGUGGAAAAGUUAAUUAAUAUUAAUAUCAACUAACUAAUAUAACUAUCUUAACUAGAUUAAGUUAGAUUAGUUAAAUCAGUUAGUUAGAUUAAAAAAAUAUAUGAUUAAGCUUAAAAAAAUGGGGCAUAUCUAAAAAAGAUUUAAAUUACGAUCAAGAAUUGUAUUGAUGACUUGGAAGAUUAAAAAAUUUAUUUUUCAAGCACGGUUACCCGAUCAAAAUUCCGGGAAAUUACUUAACGCUACACUAUAAUCGAUGUAUAAAUGUUUACGUGACUAAAUGUUCGAUGUUAUAAGUGUUUUACCCCGAAUUCAACCUUUAAUUUUUUCUAUUAUUAUUCGUUCUCAUUUAUUUACAACCAAUUAUUCUAGAUUAAGCGUAAUAUAACGUAUAUAUUUUUUGGUCGGCGUAACUGUGCAUUUGAAAAGAUAACCGAACCAAAAAACAACAAAAAAACCAAAAAAAUUAGAUGUAACUCGAUGUAUCCUAUUCUUGGUGUAACCUUUCAACAAGUCGAUGUCGUUGUGAACAAA
Molecule: messenger RNA, 2319 nt
Organism: Onthophagus taurus
Lineage: Eukaryota; Metazoa; Arthropoda; Insecta; Coleoptera; Scarabaeidae
Product: zwei Ig domain protein zig-8
Biological process (GO): synapse organization
Cellular component (GO): neuron projection membrane
Source: RefSeq, a predicted model, not a curated record